Trifolium pratense (red clover) is the source of this 1325-nucleotide messenger RNA. RefSeq names its product replication termination factor 2-like. The record is from RefSeq and is a predicted model, not a curated record. The coding region runs from base 6 to 1187 and encodes 393 amino acids. Lineage: Eukaryota; Viridiplantae; Streptophyta; Magnoliopsida; Fabales; Fabaceae. Gene Ontology annotation, cellular component: nucleus. The transcript has a single exon. Gene Ontology annotation, molecular function: protein binding. Gene Ontology annotation, biological process: site-specific DNA replication termination at RTS1 barrier; mitotic DNA replication termination.
AUAAGAUGUGUUGUUUGUUUUAUUCACAAUUCACAAACAGGAAUCUUUCCAUCUCUGAUUUUCUUUUCCGCAAUUCACAAACCCUAACGACGAAAAUGCAUCGGAAAUCUUAUCAAAUUCUAGUCCAAUUGCCGGACCUACGAGUUUGCUCUGUCGCCGGCGAUCAAACCAUAUCCGACUUAAAACGCUCCCUCCUCUCCAAUUCACAGUACCUUCCAUCAUCCUUCUAUUUCACCCUCAAUGGAAAACCAAUCUCCGAUGAUACUACCUUCUCCACAUCCCGAAUCGCACCUCUUUCAACCCUAGUUCUCCAAUCACGGCUACUCGGCGGAGGUGGAGAUGGCGGCGCUACAGGCGCCGAGUCGCGCGAUUGCUAUCUUAAAAUGUACGCGGAGAAGAAACCGGAUAAGGUGGAUCCAAACGAGCAGAGGCUAUCCAAAUGGCAGAACUGUGCUUUAUCGAAUGAACCUUUGAGGGAACCCUGCGUGAUUGAUAAGCUCGGGAAUAUAUUCAAUAAGGAAUCGUUGGUGGAAGCUUUGCUAGGUAAGAAGCUUCCGAAGGAAUUUGGGUAUAUCAAGGGUUUGAAGGAUAUGAUCAAAAUUAAGCUUUCGUCGAUUCCCGGUGAGGAUGAUGGGGCUAAGUUUCGGUGUCCCGUUGCGGGGCUUGAAUUUAAUGGAAAGUAUAAGUUUUUCGCUUUGAGGAAUUGUGGGCAUGUUUUGAGUGCAAAGGCUUUGAAGGAGGUUAAGUCUUCAACUUGUUUGGUUUGUCAUGAGGAAUUUGGUGAGGCUGAUAAGAUUGUGAUAAAUGGGAAUGAAGAAGAGGUUGAGGUUUUGAGGGAGAAGAUGGAGGAAGAAAAGGCGAAGGUUAGGGAGAAGAAAAACAAGAAAGUGAAGAAUAGUAAUGAUAAUGAGGCUGUGAAUGGUUUGAGUUUGGAAGGAUCAAAAUUGAGUGGUACUAAGCAUGAUUUGGCUGUGGAGAAGGCUUCGGCGAAAGUGGAAAAAAAUGGGAAGGUUGCUAAUGGUAACAAAAAUGUUAAUGGUGGUGCUGCGGCUGCUAAGCGUUUCAAGGCAACUGAUAUUGCCCCGGCAAAUGCUACCGAGGUCUAUGCCUCUAUUUUUACUUCUUCUAGGAAGUCUGAGUUUAAAGAAACAUAUUCUUGCAGAUCUUUGCCUCUUGGUAGAAAUUAACUGUCUUAUAUGGUGUACAAGUUUGUACUGUUUUAUCCGUGUUAAUGUACUCAAUUUUAGUUUGUUAGUGAUGAUGUAAUUGCUGGUUUCAUUCCCAACACAUCUUAUCAUUAAUCUAUUUCUUGCUUUAGUAUUGUA